Molecule: messenger RNA, 2901 nt
Organism: Nanorana parkeri
Lineage: Eukaryota; Metazoa; Chordata; Amphibia; Anura; Dicroglossidae
Product: epithelial chloride channel protein-like
Exons: 15
Biological process (GO): chloride transport
Molecular function (GO): intracellularly calcium-gated chloride channel activity
Source: RefSeq, a predicted model, not a curated record
AUGAGUUCAGAGAUGACAACCAUAGGAUCUCUGGUAUGGGUUAACAAUGGUGGAUAUGAGGAUAUCGUGAUUGCAAUUCAUCCAGAUGUGAAGGAAGAUGCACAAAUCCUUGACAAUAUAAAGAAUAUGCUCAAAGAAGCAACAAAUUAUUUGUUUCAAGCUACUGAAAAAAGGCUCUUCAUAAAAAAUGUUAAAGUCCUGAUCCCAUCUACCUGGUCACUAGGAAGUAAUUAUCCUACAUCAACAACAGAGACAUAUAACGAGGCGGAUAUUAUUGUUGCUUCCCCCCAUCUGAAAUAUGGAGAUGACCCUUAUACUUUACAGUAUGGACUCUGUGGAGAACCUGGAAAAUAUAUUCACCUUACACCCAACUUUCUACUCAAUAACAGUCUUCUCUCUGGUUAUGGAUCAAGAGGUAGAGUAUUGGUCCAUGAAUGGGCUCAUCUUCGAUGGGGUGUGUAUGAUGAAUACAAUGAUGAAAAACCUUACUAUCUCUCACAAUACGGCAAAAUAGAAGCCACAAGAUGUUCUGUGGAUUUAUUUGGAGUUAACAUUAUCCAAACCAGCCAAUGCCAUGGAGAAUCGUGUCCAACACGGUCUUGCAACUUCGAUCCUGAUACAGGCCUCUAUGAACAGGGGUGUGCAUUUCUGCCAGACAAAUCCCAGUUUGUGCGGGAAUCUAUCAUGUAUUCACAGGCUUUGAAUGACAUAACUGGAUUCUGUGAUUCCAGCACCCAUAACACAGAGGCUCCAAAUCUACAGAACAGAAUGUGUAACUCUCGCAGUGCAUGGGAAGUAAUCAUGAACUCCAAUGAUAUCAUCUCCACUCCUACAAGGCCUACCUUCAGUAUUCCAGAGCCCAGUGUCACAAUGCUACAGUCCAAAGACAGAAUUGUUACUCUGGUACUCGAUAUGUCUGGAAGUAUGAGUCUGAAUAAUCGCUUAGACCGCCUACAUCAAGCGGUGGAAGUCUUCCUUACACAGAUUAUUGAAGAUUCAGCUUAUGUUGGUGUUGUCCAAUUUGCGACUAACAAAUCCGUCAUCUCAUCUCUGAAAAAAAUGGAUCGGCAGCUGCGAGAAAACAUAAUUUCAUUGGUACCAUCUUCUAUCUCAACUGAAAUGACGAACAUUUGUCCUGCAAUUCUUGCUGGACUUGAGGUGAAUAAAAACCUACACGGCUCAGCACAAGGCACUGAAAUAGUUCUACUGACGGAUGGAGAAGACAAUUUCGAUACGAGACUAUGCAUUCCUGAUAUAGCAGACAGUGGAUCCAUCAUACAUGUUAUAGCUCUUGGACCAUAUGCAGAGAAAAAGCUUCAAAUUCUUACAGACACAACUGGAGGGUUAAUGUUUUCCGCUUCCGAUAAUCUGGACACUAAUGGCCUGAUUGGUGCCUUCACUGGGGCUUUAGCUCAAAACGGUCAUGAAUCUGAACAAGCUGUCCAGCUGGAAAGCAUGGCCGAGAGCCUCCAACCAUCAGCAUGCUUGAGCGGCACCAUUUUUAUUGACAGAACAGUGGGGAAUGAUACAUUCUUUCUUGUCACCUGGCAAACUAAAAUCCCAAUAAUUCAUUUACAAGACCCAAAAGGAAUGACUUAUGACUCAUCUAGGUUCACUAGUGAUGAAAGUUCCAAGCUGGCAAAGAUCCACUUCCCAGGAACAGCAGAGAGAGGACGCUGGGAUUACAGCCUCUGCAAUUCACUUACAUCAACCCAAGCUAUAGGCAUAACCGUGACAUCCAAAGCAGCUGGCGAAGAUGUGCCACCAAUUCUUGCAAGCUGUCACAUGAAUCAAAAUACAAACACUUAUCCAAAUCCAAUGGUUGUCUAUGCUUCUGUAAGACAAGGUUUACUGCCAGUGACUGGAGCAAAAGUGAUGGCCAUUAUUGAACCAGAAAGUGGGCAGCCAGUGACUCUAGAGCUUUUUGACAAUGGGGCAGGUCCUGAUGCAGCAAAGAAUGAUGGGAUUUAUUCAAGAUAUUUCACUCAUUUUACUACAAACGGAAAAUACAGCUUAAAAGUUCGAGCCAUAGGAGAAGACAACAAAAGCCGUUUAACAGUGCGAAGGAACCGAUCUCUUUAUUUACCUGGUUACAAUGAUCGCGGCAACAUCUUUAUAAACCCUCCAAAACCUCCAGUGAAUGAUGAUGAUCUUCAGGUUGAUGUUGGACCAUUCAGUAGGACAGCUUCUGGUGGCUCUUUUCUGGUAUCCAAUGUUCCAACAGGAGCACAGCCAGAUAUUUACAGACCAGAGAAAAUAUCUGAUUUAGAGGCACGAUUAGUGGAACGCAGGAAUGUAUUGUCAUGGACAGCAACUGGUGAUGAUUUAGACCAAGGACAAGCAUCAAGAUAUGAACUAAGAAUGAACACUGACCUAAGGGGAAUUAAAGAGAACUUUGAAGGCAGCACUCUAGUGAACACUGCUAGUCUCAUCCCAUCACCUGCUGGAUCAAAAGAAAGUUUUACUUUUAUACCUGAAAAUCUUAACAUACCGAACCACACUGCCAUUUUUUUUGCCAUAAUUGCCAUUGACAAAGCAUCUCAGAAAUCUGAUGUAUCGAACAUUGCACAAUCUGUUUUCUACAAUGUUCCACCUUUACCGACUGUGCUACCUACCAAAGCCACUAGUAAAAUCAGCUCUCCAACAACUACAACCAACAAACCAAAGUUCACCACCACAGCUAAACCCUCCAGCAACACAUCCAGUGGACAGGCCACCACUAAACCAAAGAUCACCAGCAUCUCUGCAUCAAAUCCUUCCACUGUCCCUUCUGCCACACUGAAAAUGCUGAAACUGGCUCUAAUAGUAUCUGCAUCACUGAUUUUGUUUUGUUUGCUGGUUUGCAUUAUCAUUUGUAUUUGCUGUCGAAAGAGAGAGAAUCAGCGUAAACAUGUCUGUUAA